This is a messenger RNA of Hypoxylon trugodes, 2004 nucleotides long. Its product is annotated as eukaryotic translation initiation factor 3 subunit D. The transcript has 3 exons. The record is from RefSeq and is a predicted model, not a curated record. Gene Ontology annotation, cellular component: eukaryotic translation initiation factor 3 complex; cytoplasm. NCBI's taxonomy places the organism in Eukaryota, Fungi, Ascomycota, Sordariomycetes, Xylariales, Hypoxylaceae. The coding region runs from base 142 to 1863 and encodes 573 amino acids. Gene Ontology annotation, molecular function: translation initiation factor activity. Gene Ontology annotation, biological process: translational initiation.
AUCGGGAAAAUAUUCGCCUUGUGCUAAAAUUUCGACAACUUUCACCUCAUAGAAAAACGAUAUCGAGGUAGUUUACACCAACCCAGUAAUACUUCGGCGCGAAUCUCCUCUAAAAAUAUCGUAUUUCUGGUAUAAUCCAAUAUGGCAUCUACUUCUUUGGCCGACCUCAUCGCGGCCUUGCCCGAGGGCGAUGGAUGGGGCCCUCCCACCGUAACCGACACCACCUUGAAUGGCGUACCUUAUGCCCCCUUCUCCAAGGGCGACAAGCUGGGUCGUAUGGCAGAUUGGACAGCAGAUAGCAAGGACUCUAGGGAUGGUCGCGGCGGUAGACAACAAUACAACCGCAACUUUAGAGACCAGCAGAUCUACGGUGCAGGCAGCGCACAGCUUUUCACUGCCCCUCUCGCCGAAGACGAAAACACCUUCUCCGUUGUUAGCCGAGAAACCACCAAAACACGAUAUGGUCGGGGAGCCGUCUUCACGCGUGGUCGCGGACAACGGGGUGCCCGCCAAGAUACACGAGGUGGUCGCGCUCAGCCGCAACGCCCUGGACGUGGUGGCCAGCAAGGCUACGGAUACGACAGCCGUGGUGGACGUUCUAAUGCGCCUCGUGGUCGCCGCUUUGGAUGGAAGGACUACGACAAGCCGGCCCGAAAUCGCGAUGCAUCCAUCAACAUCAAGGCGGACUGGCAGUUGUUGGAAGAGAUUGAUUUCAACAGACUUGCUAAGCUAAACCUCGACGCUGAUGAGGGAGAAGAUAUGGAUAGCUAUGGUUUCCUAUACUAUUACGACCGAUCUUACGACAAGCAACCUGUUAAGACGGCUGAGAGGAGACUGGUACCCCUCGAUCGUGCCGCUUACAACGUCACGACCUCUUCGGAUCCUGUUAUCCAGGAACUAGCCGACAAGGAAGAAGCAACUAUCUUUGCCACCGACAGCAUCCUAUCUAUGCUCAUGUGCUCCACCCGCUCAGUUUACCCUUGGGAUAUUGUCAUUGUUAGGCAAGGCAACAAGAUUUUCCUUGACAAGCGCGAUAAUGCUGCUCUUGACAUGGUAACAGUGAACGAAAAUGCUGCCGAUGCACCUUUUGAAUCUUCAGACGGCAACAAGGACGGUAUUAACCAGCCUGGCGCACUGGCGGAAGAGGCUACUUAUAUCAACCACAACUUUGCGAACCAGGUUGUCUUGGAGAAUGAGCACCAGAAGGUCCACAUGACACAUGACAACCCAUUCUACAACGCUUCUGAAGAGACUGAACCCCCCGCGAGCAAGGCGUACAAGUACCGCCGAUUCGACCUUUCCACCAGCGAAGAGGACCCGAUGUAUCUGAUUGUCCGAACCGAGCUCGACGCUGUUCAAAAGAACGCUAUCAGCGGCGAAGACCAGUUCGUCACUGUAAAGGCUCUCAACGAGUUCGACAACAAGGCACAGGGCAGUGGUGGUGCGUUGGAUUGGCGAACCAAGCUAUUCACUCAACGUGGUGCUGUUGUAGCAACGGAAAUGAAGAACAACAGUGUCAAGCUUGCUCGAUGGACCGUACAAAGCAUCCUCUCCAAGGCGGAUGUUAUGAAGCUUGGUUUCGUUUCUCGUGCCAACCCGAAGUCAAACGACAAGCACGUAAUCCUGGGAGUUAUUGGCUGGAAACCCAAGGAUUUUGCUAACCAGAUGACUUUGUCUCUCUCCAACGGUUGGGGUAUUGUUCGUACCAUCGCCGACAUGUGUCUCAAGCGUAAUGACGGCAAAUUUGUCCUCGUCAAGGAUCCCAACAAGUCUAUCCUUCGAUUAUACGAGGUGCCUGCUGGUAGCUUUGAUGAGGAUGGCGAGGAGGAGAUUAUCGCAGAGGCGGCUGCUGAGGAAGAGUAAAUAUCCUUAGUAUCCCGAGCAAAAAGUCUAGAGAGCAUGGUUUAUUAGUGUUACGAGCCAAUCACUGAUGGUUGAUUAAGAGCUGGUAGGCUCUAGACAAAAGUCCACAGUUAAUAGAGUAUAUUGAUUCUAUUUACCCUA